AUGGCUUUAUCUACCGCGCUACACGGGUACAUGACUUUUCGAUUUCUCAUUCGCCUGAGGGGUGGCCUAAUAGGCCUCAUCUACUAUCAGACUGUAGAAGCACGAGCUGUCGAGCUUGGCAGUAUCAACGGUCUUACUUUGAUGGGGACCGACGUGGAGCGCAUCGUCCUCAAUUUCCUGACUAUUCACGAAGUCUGGGCAUCACUCAUGGACGUAAUCAUUGCCAUCUUCUUGCUUCAGAGACAGAUGUUUCUUGCAUGUCUCGUCCCGGCGUUAGUUACUUUCAUAUGCGUGCUGGGUACAUUCAAAUUCGCGACCUGGGCCAAGGCUGCGCAACGAGUAUGGAUCGAAAACGUCGAAAGGCGACUGGGCGUCACCACCGUCAUGCUUGAAGCCAUGAGGACGGUGAAAAUGCUUGGCCUCAGCGAAAAGAUGUCCAGUAUCAUCAGCAACUUCCGUACAGUCGAAAUCGAUAGCUCGUCCAGGUACCGCAAGAUCCUCAUCGGCAUCAUAUUCUUUUGUGAGUACCGAGCGACUGAGUUUCUCAUGAAGUUCGUCGAACUCACGGCUGACUUCUGGAACACAUAG
Molecule: messenger RNA, 588 nt
Organism: Didymosphaeria variabile
Lineage: Eukaryota; Fungi; Ascomycota; Dothideomycetes; Pleosporales; Didymosphaeriaceae
Exons: 3
Coding region: 1-588 (195 amino acids)
Biological process (GO): transmembrane transport
Cellular component (GO): membrane
Molecular function (GO): ATP binding; ABC-type transporter activity
Source: RefSeq, a predicted model, not a curated record